AUGCCGGCCAUGGACCUCCAGAGACUGUACUCCGCGGGCGAUGAGCAGCUGGAGGCGGUGAAGACCGCUCGGCGGAGAGCGGUCGACGCAUUCGCUGCCAAGCUCGAGCGAUGGACGAGCCGCGCUGCGUCGUCGAAGGUCACCAAGGCCGCGAAGACCAAGCUGCUGCGGGAGAUUGCUUCGCAGCACACGGAGGAGAACCUCGGGUUCGCGCAGACGAGGGCGAGACAGCAGCACGCCAUGCCCGGUCCCAGCGGGCUCGGAGUCAUCGCCGAGGAGGAGGAGAGGAGCGGAGAGGACGAGGCUGGCAGCGGGGCCGGGAGCGCUGGGCGGUCCUCGCGCAAGUCCCGUCGCGAAGCAGGGGCGCGAGCAGCGACGGGCAGCGCUCACAAGCAGGGCGCCCGCGAACCCAGCGCGGGCGGCGCGCACGACCUCGACGAGGCGGCCGUGGCGAAGAUGACGUGCCCCCAGCUCAAGGAGGAGCUCAAGGCGCGGGGCGUGGAGCCGAGGGCCCGGGCCAAGAAGGCCGAGCUCGUCGAGGCGCUCGUGUCCGCCCUGCGCGCCGAGGCCGCCGCCGCGCCGGCAGGGGCGGAAGCGGAGCCCGCGAGCGACGACACACGACACAGCACUGAGAGCUGCCCUGGAGCGGACGGCGACGACGGGGACGCACCUGCAGGCGAUGAGGGGGCGCUCGCGGCCGGAGGCGACGAGGCGGCCGCGGCCGCGGCCGAGGGCGGUGCCGCGCCGGCGGGCGCGCGUAGCGCGGAGAAGGGGUCCACGGGCGGCAGCGCGGCGCAGGCGCAGCGGACGGCGGACAGGCCGAAGUUCGAGGGAGCCCCGCUGCGAGUGGCGGUGGCGGAGGAGGCGACGCCGAAGGCUGGUUUGGAGGGCGGCGGGGCGGGGGCGUCGGCGAUGGUGACGCGGUCCGCGUCGAGGAGCGAGGGGAAGAAGGCAGCGGGGGGGAGUCGGGGGGGGAGUGAGGUUGCGACGCCCGCGGCAGGCGGGGAGCGGUCGCAGGGGACGGAGGGCGGGACGGGCAGGAAGCGGAAGUCCCCGGACACCGCGGACGAGAAGGUCGGGUCGGCAAUUGCGCCGCCGAGGCAGAAGCCCGCCGCGGGGCCGGCUGCGCCCGCGGCGACGGUACCGAGGCCCGCGACCGCGGCAGCGGGACGGCAGCCGCUCGCGCCGGUGCGACAGGACCCGAACGCCCCCGCCAAGGCUCCGGGGACGACGAAACUCCCCGGGGGGACUCAGACGGCGAAGGAGCGUCCGGCGGCGCCGCCGCCGGCGACGAAGAAGCCGGCGGCGCUGCCAGCGACGAAGGUGAUCGGCGGGGCGGCGGAGGCCCCGGCGGCGGCCCCGAAACCAGGCGGCAUCAUGAGCACUAUCGCUGGCAUGGUUGGCCUGACCAAGGGCGCGGAGACGGCGGCAGCGCCCGCGGCGGCCGCGAAACCGAAGCCUCCGGUCUCGGCGCCGCAGGGCACGAAGGCUGCGUCGCAGCAGGCGCCGCCGGCGCACGCGGCGGGCGGGAACAAGCCGGGCGAGGAGGAGUUUGUGUGCUAUGCGUUGUCGCCGUACCGGGACGCGUCGGACGACGACGACUACGACACGCGGCCGAAGAAGGCGAUUCCGGAGUGGGCGCGCGGGUACAAUUUGAAGGACUCGCUGUGGGCGCAGCGCAAGGUGGAUCCCGACGACAUCUUUUGCGAGUUCAAGAAUGCGACGUGCCACCUGCGGGAGGUGUUCGACUACUCGAACUGGCAGCAGACGGCGAAGAACAGGCACCCGGACCGGCGCACGUCGUCGCAGAACUGGGCGCAGGACCGCUGCACGGCCGCGGAGAUCCUGGCCUACCGCAACGCGCUGGGGCUGCACUGA
Pedinophyceae sp. YPF-701 is the source of this 1878-nucleotide messenger RNA. The record is from the annotation of a GenBank genome assembly. Lineage: Eukaryota; Viridiplantae; Chlorophyta; Pedinophyceae.